This is a messenger RNA of Portunus trituberculatus (swimming crab), 2325 nucleotides long. Its product is annotated as focal adhesion kinase 1-like. Gene Ontology annotation, cellular component: cytoskeleton. The transcript has 18 exons. Gene Ontology annotation, molecular function: ATP binding; protein tyrosine kinase activity. Gene Ontology annotation, biological process: protein phosphorylation. Lineage: Eukaryota; Metazoa; Arthropoda; Malacostraca; Decapoda; Portunidae. The record is from RefSeq and is a predicted model, not a curated record. Bases 662 to 2269 code for a protein of 535 amino acids.
AGACGUGAAGAAGAGACGGAGAGAAAAUUGUCUCCAUAAAUAUUUCCCUCCAGUUCUUUUCCUCCAGCGGCGGCGGCGGUGCUGGUGGGGGCGGAGGAAAGGUGAGAGAGAGAUGGAGAGAAAGAGAGAGUGAGAGUGACAGAGAGAGAGGAAGAGAGUGGAGAGAAAAGGUUGUGAUGGUGGUUGUCGUCCAUUGAUUCUCUCCAAGACGGAGACAUCAAGAGGAAGAUCAGCAGCAGAGUAGUUAUCAUGCAUUAACUACCACUACUACUACUACUACUACUACUACUACUGCUGCUACUACUACUAUGAGCACUACUACUACUACCACUACUACCACUACUACCACUACUACUACCGCUGCUGUUAUAGAGAGUAGUAGACCUCAUCCAUUUCUUCCCUCUUACCUACUUGAUGGCGUGGACACGGGAGGAGGUGGAGGAGGAGGAGGAGGAGGAGGAGGAGGAGGAGGUGGAGGAGGAGGAGGAGGAGGAGGAGGAGGAGGAGAUAAGAUGGAGAAGAAUGUGAAGAUUCAUUUUAAUUCUUCUUUCAACGUCGUCAAAUAUGGAGAGGAACUGACAUAAGGGAUCCAGAUGUGAAGGGUAUCAUUGGUGUGGUGAUCAGCCGUCAGAGUGGUGGUGGUGAACGAGAGUACACCAAUAUGUUUGCCCUGCGCCUUAGGAACAUCAUCACCAGGGAGGUCAACUGGCUACACCACGACCUUACCAUGGCACAGGUGGAGAGCCGGUACCCUAACCUGCGUGGGGAGGACACCCGUUUAGAGCUGCGAGUUAGGUACAUUCUGGGUGACCUGCCACUUCUCUACAGCAAAGACCGACACACCUUCAACUUCUUCUAUGAGCAGGUGAAAAGUGACUACCUGGAGGAUGAGAGCAAGGCGGCGGAGGCAGUGGAUCUGGACACCGCCAUUCAACUUGCCUGUCUGGAGAUCAAGCGAGUUUUCAAGCGAAUGAAUGGGUGUGCAAUGGACAAGAAGUCAAACAUUGAACAUUUAGAGAAGGAAGUCGGCCUCCACAAGUUCCUUCCUAACCACGUUCUUAACUCCACCAAGCAGAAGACGGUUAGGAAGGCUCUACAAGGGAGCUUUAAGAAGUAUGCAACGUUCUCUGAUUACGAGUGCCAUUUCAAAUUCCUGGAAAUUCUUGGAAAAGUUAGGAAGUAUGAUGUGGAGAACUUCCGCUGUGCUCUUGGGUGUGGCUGGUCCAUCCCUGUCACUCUACUAGUCGGACCAUCUGUUGGCAUCUCCUACCGCACCGACUCAGCAUCAACCGCCCAGCAUAUGGCGAAUUUUGAGCAGAUACAGAGCGUGGAGACUCUACAGAGCAGUUGUGAGCAGCAUAAGAAGGCUUUAGUGCAGUUUAAGGUGGCAGGCACGACGGAAGCCCUGACUAUAACUUGCCCAUCAAUCGGAGCUGCGGAAAGUUUGGCUGACAUUGUCGAUGGAUAUUGCCGUCUUGCCAACCAAUCUAAUGUGUCUCUUUGGACCGUUUGGGUGAAUCAGUGGAAGACAUUACCAUGUUUUUGUGAAAAGGAAGAGAAUGCCCACUCGCCGAAGAAGGAAGAGGGAGGAGGAGUGGGUGGAGGAGGAGGAGGAGGAGGAGGAGGAGGUGGAGGAGGAGGAGCGAAAAGAAGCAGUGGGCGAAGAAGCGGAGGAGGAGGAGUAGGAGGCGGUGGUGGUGGUGAAGACUAUGCAGAAAUAGUAGAUGAUGAAGGAGACUAUUCUACCCCAGCUAGCCGGGAUUAUGAGCUCAACCGUGCGUCUCUACAAGUAGGCGCUAUUAUAGGUGAAGGCCAGUUUGGAGAUGUUCACAAAGGCCAUUACAGAUUACAAGAUGGUACUCUUCAGCCAGUCGCCAUAAAAACAUGCAAGGAAAUAGAAGAAGAAGGAGGAGGAGGAGGAGGAGGAGGAGGAGGAGGAAGAGGAGGAAGAGCGGAGAAGUUCUUGGAGGAGGCAUACGUGAUGCAGCAGUUUGACCACCCACACAUCAUCAAACUAGUUGGGAUAGUAAGUGGUUCACCAUUCCUGAUAGUUAUGGAGCUUGCUAGACACGGGGAGCUGAGGGCCUUUCUGCAGACAAACCGUGAGAUAUUGGCUCCAUCCACGCUACUUCUCUACACUUUCCAGCUCUCUACGGCGUUGUCUUACCUGGAAAGCAAGAAAUUUGUACAUAGAGAUAUUGCUGCCAGAAAUGUGCUUGUCUCUGCUCACGACUGCGUCAAACUUGGUGACUUUGGACUGUCAAGGUGAGUGGUGGUGGUGGUGGUAGUAGUAGUAGUAGUAGUAGUAGUAGUAGUAGUAGUAGU